AUGGGAGACGACGAUGAAGUUCGUGAUGAUGACCGCUUUACCACGUCUAUGACUCUCAAUCAAAUCUUCGAAAAGCUUAAUAGUAUGAAAUCGAACUUUACUGCUAAAAAAUAUCAUGCAAUUUUCAACAACUGUCGCAUUUUUGUUCGUCGAUUUGGCAAAGUUUUAGACUCAUCAUUCAAUCCUAUUGAUGCCAUAACUGAUACAUUUAUUCAUACUACUAACUUCGUGAAUAAGUUCAAAGCACACCCAAAACGGUGGAGAAAUACUUGCCCAACUGGGAUUUUUCGAGUUUAUCAAUUGAAUACCAUCUCACAUUUCAAACCACACGAUGCUCACACAACAUCCAACAUCUGUUGGGUGUCGCCAUUGAUGAAUCUGUACGAUGGAAUAGAAAAUGGUGAAUUAGUUAAUUUUAACGAUGAUGUUCUCCGUCACUUAUUACGAUUCAUACUCAAUGAACCAACUCAACAGCCGAAUUGGAACUUGAGACCCUAUGUCGAAGAUUUAACAAAUUUAGACGAACGUUAUAGGAAAUUUAUUCGUAAUCUUUAUGAAGUUGUGAAACUUGAUCAACAAGAUAGUCGAGAACAUCAUCGAUGGGCAAAAGUUCACCAUGAUAUUGUUUUUGAUAAUUGGCCAAGAGAAUGGUAUGGAAGAACAUUAGAAAGAAUCGAACGAAAGAAAAGCAUGCCCACCAUCAAAGAAUAUGAUCUUCUCAUGCCUGUUACUCGUUAG
Adineta ricciae is the source of this 738-nucleotide messenger RNA. The record is from the annotation of a GenBank genome assembly. NCBI's taxonomy places the organism in Eukaryota, Metazoa, Rotifera, Eurotatoria, Adinetida, Adinetidae.